CUGAGGCGCAACAUUCCCCGCGCAUGCGCAGAUCAGUGUAGUCGACGUCCUGUCCGUGGGGAACGUCGGCUGAUAGUUCACGAAUGUUAAGCGAGAUCAUUAUCUAUUCUUUAUUUUGUAUUUAAUUGUGUAAAUGUGAAGAUGAUUCUUACAGUAAAGCCGCUUCAAGGGAAAGAGUGUAAUGUCCAGGUGACAGAAAAUGAAAAGGUAUCAACAGUGAAAGAGUUGGUAUCAGAGCGUUUAAACAUCCCUCCCAGUCAGCAGAGACUGCUGUAUAAAGGAAAAGCACUUGCAGAUGAACACCGGUUGAGCGAUUACUGCAUCGGCCCGGAGGCCAAGCUGAAUCUGGUGGUGCGUCCGGCGGGCGAGAGGAGCGGCGGCGCGGUGGGAAACAGCAGCGGUAGUCCUGAUAAAGCAGCCAGUGGUGUGUGGCAGUUAUUGUCAACUGUCCUGGCCAAACAUUUCAGCCCAGCCGAUGCAGCCAAAGUGCAGGAGCAACUUAUUAAGGAUUAUGAGCGCUCGCUCAGACAGCUGAGUCUGGAUGACAUUGAGCGUCUGGCCAGCCGUCUGCUGCAUCCAGAGACAGAAGGCAUGGAUACCUCAUACAUGGACUAAAACACACUAGACUGAUGGAAACAGUGGAAGAGCCACGGUCAGGGAGUGAGAUGUUUCAUGUGGACUUGAAGGGGCUUCUCUGAUCUACAAGAGGAAACCAGUGGUGCUUUUAGUGCAACUUUGUAAAUAUUGUGUGCAAAUUAUUGAGAGACAAUAAAAAGUGUUCUUGAUAAGCUUGAUCUUUUUUUUUUUUUUUUUUUAAUGUGGAAUUAACAGCCAGGCUUGGUUGUAAAUGCAACUUUAUUUUUUAUUUUUAUUUUUUUGGUUUUGGUGUCAUUCUUACAUUUGGCCAAAAUAAAAAUUAUGCCUACAUUUUUUUCCUUUUUGGCAUAUAAAAGUGAGGAGCUCUUGAGUUGAGUAUGGAUAUAUAUUAAUGAAUACAAGCAUAGCAUAUAAAUGUCCAAAGGCAAAUCAAAACACUGAGUUAAGCAUGACCUAACACCAUUAGUGUGCUUCUAACCUGAUUAAUUAAUACAUGACCUCUUCAUGAAACACACCGACAUGCUCAACAGCUAUAAAAACGCACAUGUUUUGUAAACCAUUAUAACUGGUGUGAGUGAAAUAUGUUACCGAGACAACUAAGUGGCUUAAAACAUUUUCAGAAGUACUUGCAGUCCAACUAAGACUAAAAUGAUUUCAGCUUUAAUGUUGAAGUCAACCUAGAAAAUCUAAGUACCCUUAUGUUCAAGGUAAUGCAGUUAUCACAUCCAUAUUAAAGGGGUUAUAUGAUGCGAUUUCAAUUUUUCCUUUCUCUUUGGAGUGUUACA
This is a messenger RNA of Sinocyclocheilus anshuiensis, 1382 nucleotides long. RefSeq names its product ubiquitin like 4A (gene ubl4a). Gene Ontology annotation, molecular function: protein-folding chaperone binding. Bases 142 to 615 code for a protein of 157 amino acids. The record is from RefSeq and is a predicted model, not a curated record. Gene Ontology annotation, cellular component: BAT3 complex. Gene Ontology annotation, biological process: post-translational protein targeting to endoplasmic reticulum membrane; tail-anchored membrane protein insertion into ER membrane. Lineage: Eukaryota; Metazoa; Chordata; Actinopteri; Cypriniformes; Cyprinidae. The transcript is spliced from 4 exons.